ACGAGAUAGCGAUGUGAUAUUACGAAGCCUUCACCGAGAAAGUAAUCCCUUUAAACUGCGUAGUAAUAAAAAGAAGUCUGAUUUCAAGAUCGUCACUUAAACAAAAAUCUUCUAACAAGCACAAUGAAUCUCCUGUACGCCCUCCUGUUUGCUCUCCCGGCCAUGGCCAUGGCCCUUGACACCCUCAAGCCCUUCAACUACACGGCCACCGUCAUGUUCAUUGAGGGCGACAAAAACCACGACGGUUUCAUUGACAGACAGGAGCUGGACGCCAUCUACAGGGGUUACGACGCCAACAACAACGGCAGAAUCAGCAGACAAGAGUACACCCAAUACAUCCAGCUGCACGCCCCCAACCUGUACCAGGUCGCACACGCCAUGUACGACAUUUACGACGUAGACAACGAUGACCAACUUGACCACCACGACUUCGACAACUUCUACGCUCUGAUGGACGGUGAUGGAGACGGGACUGUCAGCCAUUUUGAAUAUGUUAGAUACUGGACGAUUCUCCUAGGGGAUCUGGAACAAAUAGUUGCAGGAGCGAAGACAGUAGUUGUCCACCCAUAAAACCUGCCCUUAGCCAGCACCAUUGUGAUUCCAUUGUUUGAGAUUUUUAAACUUGUGGUAAUAAACUACAAAACCAUA
Physella acuta is the source of this 648-nucleotide messenger RNA. RefSeq lists its product as uncharacterized. NCBI's taxonomy places the organism in Eukaryota, Metazoa, Mollusca, Gastropoda, Physidae. Gene Ontology annotation, molecular function: calcium ion binding. The record is from RefSeq and is a predicted model, not a curated record.